This is a messenger RNA of Ictidomys tridecemlineatus (thirteen-lined ground squirrel), 2359 nucleotides long. It is a transcript of the gene Sstr5, whose product is annotated as somatostatin receptor 5. Gene Ontology annotation, cellular component: plasma membrane; neuron projection. Gene Ontology annotation, molecular function: neuropeptide binding; somatostatin receptor activity. Gene Ontology annotation, biological process: regulation of insulin secretion; neuropeptide signaling pathway; cellular response to glucocorticoid stimulus. NCBI's taxonomy places the organism in Eukaryota, Metazoa, Chordata, Mammalia, Rodentia, Sciuridae. The record is from RefSeq and is a predicted model, not a curated record.
GGAGCCGCUGGCCAGAGACGGCUUCGGCCAGCACGUGGCCUUGGCCCCCACCAUGGAGCCCCUGUUCCCAGCCUCUAUGCAGGACUGGAAUGUGUCGGUCACCCCUGGAGGUGGCCACAACGGGACACAGGGGGGAGUAGCAUCCUCGGUGGGUGCCCGGGCAGUGCUUGUGCCCAUCCUGUAUCUGCUGGUGUGUGUGGUAGGGCUGGGUGGCAACACACUGGUCAUCUAUGUGGUACUGCGCCACGCCAAGAUGAAGACGGUCACCAACGUGUACAUCCUCAACCUCGCCGUGGCCGACGUGCUGCUCAUGCUGGGGCUGCCCUUCCUGGCCACACAGAACGCAGUCUCCUACUGGCCAUUCGGCUCUUUCCUGUGCCGCCUGGUCAUGACGCUGGACGGCAUCAACCAGUUCACCAGCAUCUUCUGCCUGACCGUCAUGAGUGUGGACCGCUACCUGGCCGUGGUCCAUCCACUGCGCUCUGCCCGGUGGCGCCGCCCGCGGGUGGCCAAACUGGCCAGCGCAGCCGUCUGGGCCUUCUCUCUGCUCAUGUCGCUGCCGCUGCUGGUCUUCGCUGACGUCCAGGAGGGAUGGGGCACCUGCAACCUCAGCUGGCCGGAGCCAGUGGGACUGUGGGGUGCCGCCUUCAUCACCUACACGUCUGUGCUGGGCUUCUUCGGGCCGCUGCUGGUCAUCUGCCUCUGCUACCUGCUGAUUGUGGUGAAGGUGAAGGCGUCGGGUGUGCGUGUGGGCUCUUCGCGGCGACGGCGGUCGGAGCGCAAGGUGACACGCAUGGUGGUGGUGGUGGUGCUGGUGUUCGUGGGCUGCUGGCUGCCUUUCUUCAUAGUCAACAUCGUCAACCUGGCCUUCACGCUGCCCGAGGAGCCCACCUCCGCCGGCCUCUACUUCUUCGUGGUGGUCCUGUCCUAUGCCAACAGCUGCGCCAACCCCCUGCUCUACGGCUUCCUCUCUGACAACUUCCGCCAGAGCUUCCGGAAGGUUCUGUGCCUCCGUGGGGGCUAUGGUGCAGAGGAUGCAGACACCGUGGAGCCACAGCCGGACAAGAGUGGACGGCCGCAGGAGGUGGCGCUGCCUGUGCACAGCUGUGAGGCCAAUGGACGCAUGCAGACCAGCCGGCUAUGAGGCCCCAGCAGUGCCCAGGUCCUGCGGGCUCCCCAUUGCCCAGCCCUGGGGCUACAAGAUGGGUACUCCUCAGUGGCCCUGUGAGGAUGGGGCUGAAUGGGGCCAGAGAAGGUGUGGACAUGGCAUGGUGGGUGCCUCGGUGACCAGCUGGUUGCCGGCCUGUCCUCCUGCUCAGGCCAGGUUCUAGAGAGGAAGAAGGGAUUUGGUCAUGCCCCAGGAAGUGCCUGGACAUCUCCGCCUCCCAUCCUGGCCCCAACCUACAUCAGCCAUCCAGGCCAGGGAGCAGUUUCUCUAGGAGGCCAGCUAUGGGGAGACACUCCUGACCACUGGUGUGAGCCUGUGCUGGGGCUCUGCCCACUCUCUGUUUGUACCCUUGUCCUUGAGCCCUGAGUCACCUGGUCACAGAGCACAAUGCCCUGUAUGCUCAGCUCUGGCCUCUGCUCCCCAGAUCUCCUGGGGACCAGUGGCCACCCCAGCUCCUUGCUGGCCCUAUAGCUGUGUGGACCUCGGGGAGGCAGGUGCAAAGCCAUGUAGGUCUUGGGCAGCCAGCAUGAACUGGAAUCCCAGAGGAUACCCUCUCCUCAGGGCCUCUGUCCACCCACCUGUCCCCCAUCACCUCUGUCCAGGGGGGAGACAGGCACCCUCCCGGGCUCCACACUGGGAUGGAGGAGGGGCACCCACAGGGACAGGGCAUGGCCACACUGGCAGACGUUUAGUCUGAGGGGCCCAGCGGGGGCAAGGAGGUGUCUUUGAGGUCAGGGGCCGCAAGGCAGCACAGUCCUGUCUUUUGCCUGGUUGGGGGCUCAGGAGGCAGCCUGUAGCCAUCCAUAGGGGCCGCACUAUGUGGGUUAACACAAAUGCCAGCAAGGGUGGGCCCCCCGAGGAAUCUGCCCUCUAGGCUGGAACUGCCCAGGUGCAGGGGCCAAGCACCCCGUGCCAAACCUUGCUGGGAUUCCCCCCAGGGGGCACACUGCUUUGGGGCAGCCCUGCCUGGCACUGCACAGCCCUGCAGGAAGGUGCUGUGCCAGGCUAAGCAGGGCUGGGUAGCACAAAGGCUAGGCUGGUGCUGCUGGGCAGCAGGCACGACCCUCUGCCAGAGGCCAAGCCUGGACACUCAUUCUGUGUGCUGAGGGCACUUGUGUUCGAGAACCUGCUCCCUGAAUGAAUUAGAGAAUAAAUGUUUGAUCCUUCCUCAAAGCAAAUAUUGUCCCUGAA